This is a messenger RNA of Aspergillus homomorphus CBS 101889, 1038 nucleotides long. RefSeq lists its product as uncharacterized. NCBI's taxonomy places the organism in Eukaryota, Fungi, Ascomycota, Eurotiomycetes, Eurotiales, Aspergillaceae. The annotation marks the transcript as partial. The transcript has a single exon. The record is from RefSeq and is a predicted model, not a curated record.
CUCAACUCUGAGGCCCACACUUUUACACUAUCUACUUAACGUCUCGGCAAGAAACCUGGAGACUCACCGAGUGCCGCACUGCAAGCAGGACUUGCACCACCCAAUCGAAACCAAGGAGCCUCGUCCUACCAUCGCCGCUUUGAAACUCACCACGAAGCAACUCCAACUUUCGAUAAAGAUGGACCACCCACCCCCGGAGAAGCGCAAAUACGCCGGCCCUACCGCGGGUCCGAGCCCGGCGCCCGCAGCUACAACAACAACAGAGGAUGCAGCCAGCAAACGCCGCAAAGUCAUCGGACCCUCCCUCCCACCACCACAACCGACCGCCAGUCCCAGCGCCAGUCCCAGCAACGAGGCCAACGACAACAACAGCGACAGCGACAGCUCCGAUGAUGACGACUUCGGCCCAACACUCCCUCCACCCGCCGGCGCACAACAACCCAGCAUCACCACCACCACUACCGCAACACAGCCCAGCACUACCACAACCCCAACCGCCCAACCCCAACGCGACGCCUGGAUGCUUGAACCCCUCGAACCAACCGACAGACACCGCAUCGACCCCACGCGCCUAAAAAACCGGCGCUUCAACUCGGGGCCCCGCGCCAAUACCUCCACCUCCACUUCAGGGAAGGGCGGGAUAGACGUCACGUGGACCGAGACGCCGGAGCAGAAGAUGAAGCGUCUGCAGGAUGAGGUGCUGGGUGUACAGCAUCCAUCUUCUUCUUCUGGUGCUGCGGCGGCGACGGCUGGUGCGGCGGGGGCAAGGCAGAACCAGCCGUCUGCGGCGAUGCAGGAGAGGAUUCAGCGGUUCAAUGAGGAUAAAAGGAGGGAGGAUUCGCUUGUAAGGGAGAGGAGGAGGCAGGGUGGUGAUGGUAAGAAGGAGGAGGCGGAGGAUGAUCCGAGUAAGAGGGCGUUUGAUCGCGAGAAGGAUAUGGGGUUGCAGGGGAAGAUUACCCAUGCGCAGAGGCGGGAGAUGAUGAGUAAGGCGGCGGAUUUUGGGAGCAGGUUUUCGAGUGGGAGGUUUUUGUGACGGGG